Molecule: messenger RNA, 1044 nt
Organism: Pocillopora verrucosa
Lineage: Eukaryota; Metazoa; Cnidaria; Anthozoa; Scleractinia; Pocilloporidae
Source: RefSeq, a predicted model, not a curated record
AUGGCUUUACUUGUGAAGCAAUGGCUGUUGCUAUCGUUAGGGAUAUUUCUUGCACACGCUCGGCCGAAAGUAUCCGAUUACGAAGACGAUGUGCCCGAACUGUACGAGGGAGACAUUGCACUAACUAAAGAACAGGCCGAAAUUCUUAGGCAGUCACGGCCAACCUUCAACAAGUCAGCGGACUGGAAUCAAGAGGCUCAAACGAGAGGCGCCAUCGCGAAUCCACGUCAACUCUGGCCAGACGGAAUUAUACCGUUUGUAAUAAAUUCACGAAUUGACGCUAGAGGAAAACAACUGAUUAGAAACUCGAUAAAAGAUUGGAUGGAUCAUGUUCCCUGUAUUCGGUUUAAACAGAGAGAGCGAGAGAGAGGAUACAUCGAGUUUGUUUACAAGAGGGGCUGCUGGUCGUAUGUUGGUCAUACUGGAGAACGUCAAGAACUCUCUCUUGGACAGUUCACUGAGGAUCCCCCCUGUGUACAAGGAGCAAUCACUCACGAGUUAGGACACGCCAUCGGAUUUUUCCACGAACAGAAUCGACCUGACAGGGAUAAAUACGUCACAAUCAAUUGGCAGAACAUCAGGAAUGGGGCAGAAGAUAACUUUAAAAAGGCUAAACCUAAUUCGGUAGACAGUCGAGGAGAGCCAUAUGACUAUGGAUCCAUCAUGCACUAUUCCAAGUACGCAGGGAAUAUUCGUCCUGGUGUUAUGACGAUAGACGCUAAGGAUCCUAAUGCCGAAAUUGGUCAGCUUAAAGGCCCCAGUAAAAGUGACAUAAAGCAAGCUCGGCUUAUGUAUGGCUGUGGUGGAACCAAAGCUGGAGGUAAAAAGCCAGAAAGCAAGCCCCCCUGGCCUGAGCCAGCAGCACCUCCACGUCCACCUCCACCUCCUGGACCUGGCCGUCCCCGACCUGGUGGUCCACCAAACAGUAAUUGUAUCAGAAAAGUAGUAAAGUUUGGAAAACUGCUAAAAAUAAUCCAGAACCCAAGUGAAUUCAAAGGAAACAUGAAACGGUGGAACGUACUUGAUAAUGAUGAUGAUGCAUAA